UGCUGCAGAGUGGACUGUCUUUCUAAGCGCCUUGCCGACCGCAAGCUUCAUCUGGCUAGCCGCGCGUCGCGGGUUGCGUGAGCUGCUGUGAGGAAUUUGUGCACAACAGGGGGCAGGGCAUGGCGGAUCGCAUGCCGCUGCUGCGGCCACGGUUCGCCGCAGCGAGUGACGGUGUGGGGGCCCGCCUCACACUGCUCUUGGCCACGCUCAGCAUCAUAGACCUGCUGGGUGUGCUGCCCAUCAUCGUGCUGCCGAGGACCAUAGCUGAGUGUGGGUGGCUGGGUAUCCCUCUGACGCUGCUGGUGUUUACGCUGCAGAUCUACACGGCGCUGCUUCUGGGCCGCUGCUGGAUCAUCGCAGAAACUCUACAUCCAGAUAUCGUCUACGACAGCAGGUAUCCAUAUGCGGCGCUGGCUGAACUUUCCUACGGCCGCAAAUUUGGGAAGUUUGUGACCAUCCUGCUAGACCUCCAUAUCUUCGGCAACGCAGUACCUGAUCUGAUCGUGGCGGCAGAGAACCUGCAGCUGCUGGGCCUCAAGUCGUCCUCCUGGGAAUUCGACUUCUCCUUCUGCUACUGGACGAUCGUCCUGGGCAUCUGUCUCUGUCCCAUCACCUGGCUCGGCACACCCAGGGACACCAAAUGGGUGACGACACUAUCAGUGAUGCUGGUGGUGUCCUCUACGCUGCUGGUGUGGGCGUGUUUGGUCGCCAGCGGCGGCGAAUGGAGGCCCGUCCCACUCCCCGAUCCUGCCUGGGACUCUGUCGCUAUCGCAUACGGCGUUCUCGCCUUCCAGUUUGACGUACACCCACUUAUCCUUAGCGUGCAGAUGGAGAUGGACCGCAAGGAUCAUAUCGGGUAUGCCAUCCUCGGAGCAUUCUUUGUGACGGGCGGCCUGUCGCUGGCGACGACGGGCGUGGUGCUGGCGCGGUUCGGCGGCGCGGCGCGCGCCAACCUGCUGCAGGGGUUCGCGUCCAGCCCGCAGCUCUACCUGGCGCUGCUGCUCUCCACGGCGCAGCUCUGCCUGGCGCUCGUGCUGUCCGCCGCGCGCUGCUUCGGCGACAUCGAGGACAAGCUGGGCAUGCCACAAGGUUUCGGGUGGCAGCGCGCUCUGCUGCGCACGGCCCUCGUGGGGCUGGCAGUGCUGGCGGCGGAGGGCGUGCCGCGCUUCGACCUGCUGAUGGGGCUGGUGGGCGGCGCUCUGACGGGCCCGCUCAUGCUGCUGCUGCCGCCGCUCGUGUACGCGCGCCUGCGCACCCUGCAGGAUCAGGCGCGGCGCGUCCCGGCGCCCGACUACACCGCCACCGACGACAGCGUCGACGAGACGCUGCCGCCGAGUCUGCCACCUGUCGGCGCUGCCGAGAGCGGUCUGCUGCGAGCGACCGCGUGUCGCCUGCUGUCCCUGGAGGGAGCUUCGGAUGAGGGCCCUCUGUCUAUCUGGGAGACGCUGCUGGUCUCUUCCGUCGUCGUGGCGGGCAUCGCCGCGUCUCUGGCAGCCACCUACUUCAGCAUGCGAGACUCCAUCAACAUCGCCCCGUUCUCGCCGCCAUGUCUGCAGUAGCCGGUCGACCAGUGGGAUGGUCAGCGUCUUCCUUCCGGUGCCCUGUUGCUGGCAGAACACGUACCGUCUCUUCAUCCACUAUCUUCGACUGGCUCUCAACAAACAUCGCAUUUUCCAUAUGGUUCAUGCGUAAGCAGUCGGGAGGAAACGGUGUAACACUUCGUCGUGUUGCGUUCGCAACUGCAUCCUGGUCAAUUCAGCGAAGCACCUCACUUUGUUUUUGUCAGGGGCCGUACUCGAUCUGUAGCCAAGAGAUGCGAGCUUAUAGCGAGCAAUCAGCUACCACACCCACACUGGUCAGCUCCUAGUUCACGUCGAUCAUCUCACCUAUACUAUAAUUUUAUGUCCAUAAUCCUAUUAUACCCAAUAUAUGUCACUCUGGAGCAGAGUAUGAGCUGUUCCGUAACCUGCUGCGACAUUAAUGCUUUGUGAUGUACCAGUGUUUUACCUUUCACGUAUAUUUCUCUUACUAAUUGAGAUAUCCAGCCACGACGUACGACCUCCCUUCAUAGUUUCAGUUAUGUCACUACCACUCUCUUCAAGCCCUGCUAAAGCCUCUGUAAUUUGGC
Messenger RNA from Schistocerca americana (American grasshopper), 2128 nucleotides. RefSeq names its product amino acid transporter AVT1B (gene mah). The coding region runs from base 120 to 1559 and encodes 479 amino acids. The transcript is spliced from 10 exons. The record is from RefSeq and is a predicted model, not a curated record. Lineage: Eukaryota; Metazoa; Arthropoda; Insecta; Orthoptera; Acrididae.